AUGGGUCCGUCGCCUCUCCGCCUGCUUGUCCUCGUUGUGGCGAUGGUGGCCGUGACGGGUGCCGCCGCGGCCAGAACCACGCGCUGGCCCAAGAACCCCAACCCCAAGAAGCCCCCCGGCGGCAGGGUGGAACGCACGCGCACCACCACCACCACCACCACCACCAUGCCCACCAGCACGGGCGUGGAGGAGACCACCGGCGCCAUGGAUGCCUUCUCCCUCUCCCCCACCGACAGCACCACCUUCGCCGCGGACGCCUUCCCGGAGUACCACACCGACGGCACGGCGCCCCCCGGUGUCCCACACGGGAACUACAGCCUGGGCUACACCGAGUGCUUCUUCAACGUCUGCGAGUGCUGUCCCCCAGAGAGGGGCCCCCCGGGCCUCACCGGGGAGAUGGGCUUGCCAGGAGCUCCAGGAGAGAAGGGAGAGCCGGGUUUAAGGGGCCUUCCUGGACCCGCAGGUGUGCCAGGAGCUGCGGGAGACAAAGGAGACAAAGGCGACCGGGGAGGAGUCGGAACGCCCGGAAUUCCGGGAGGCCCGGGGGAUAAAGGUGACCCUGGCCCCAAAGGCGACAGGGGAGAUCUGGGCCUGCCGGGCUUCAAGGGCGACCCCGGGCAGAAGGGCGACGCGUGCGAGAACGGGACCAAGGGCGAACAGGGGGGGCCCGGGAAAGCUGGACCCCCGGGCCCGCCCGGAGAGCAGGGACAGAAGGGGGAUUGCCCCGUCGGGAUGAAGGGGGACAGGGGCGACCCGGGGCCCGCAGGCCAGAGCGGGGACCCCGGCCCUCCCGGGACCAACGGGACUCAGGGGCCCCCGGGCCCCCCGGGGCUGCAGGGCGAGGCGGGAGCCCCGGGUUCGAAGGGAGAGCCGGGUGGCAGGGGGCCGCCCGGGCCCCUAGGGGGGCGGGGGAUGAUGGGGCCCAAAGGGGAGAGGGGGGUGAGGGGGGAGAGGGGCCCGCGCGGGUUCAAGGGCCCCCGGGGGUCCACGGAGCCGCAGAAGCGCUCGGCGUUCAGCGUCGGCCUGUUCCCCAGCAAGUCCUUCCCCCCGCCGGGCCUGCCCAUCAAGUUCGACAAGGUGUUCUACAACGAGGAGGGCCACUACAGCCUGGAGAGCAGCAAGUUCAACGUGAGCCACGGCGGGGUGUACGUGUUCAGCUACCACAUCACGGUGCGGAACCGGCCGCUGCGCGCGGCGCUGGUGGUGAACGGCACGCGGAAGGUGCGCACGCGCGACUCCCUGUACGGCCAGGACAUCGACCAGGCCUCCAACCUGGUGCUGCUGAAGCUGUCGGCCGGGGACCAGGUGUGGCUGGAGACGCUGCGUGACUGGAACGGGGUGUACUCCAGCAGCGAGGACGACAGCACAUUCUCCGGCUUCCUGCUGUACCCCGAGAAGGACUGA
Conger conger (European conger) is the source of this 1404-nucleotide messenger RNA. Its product is annotated as inner ear-specific collagen-like. The record is from RefSeq and is a predicted model, not a curated record. The transcript is spliced from 5 exons. Gene Ontology annotation, molecular function: protein binding. Lineage: Eukaryota; Metazoa; Chordata; Actinopteri; Anguilliformes; Congridae. The coding region runs from base 1 to 1404 and encodes 467 amino acids.